UCCUAAGAGUGUUUUGUUGUUGGCAGUGCGGAAGAAGGAAGGGCAAUGAAUGAUUAGCUUCUCACUCUCUAUUCCUCAAAUAUUAUAUUUCUUGUCAUAGCAAAUGUAUCAUAAGUUGUUACUCUUCGCAGACAUUGUAGCCAAAUACAGUCUUUAUGCUCUUAGUGCUAAGUCUGCCAUCGUUACGCCUAUAUAAUUGAACUAGCCACAUGGCUAGCUAACUAGCUUGUUAGCUUAAGCUACCACUGCGUAAGGUGGCGCUAAUAAAAGCUUCUUAUUGUUAAGCAAAUGUUCGGCUGUUGCUGAACUCUAUCUAGCUGUCAUAGCAAACGAACCGGGAUUUCAUUUCCGUAAAUUUGGGAAUUGUGUUGACUUUUCUUUGGACAGUUGAGCUCUGCAAAAAGCAGACCGCACCAUGUCUAGUGUGCACAUACUUCUGUUGAUGAGCCUGGUGGUGUGUACAUGCACAGCGGUGGAGAUCCAGCGACCGCGCGGCGUUCCUCUAUCAAAGCGUCAGUUCUAUGAAGAAAACAAGCCUUUCACCUGUCUGGACGGUUCUCGCACCAUCCCCUUUGAUAGGGUCAAUGAUGACUACUGUGACUGCAAGGAUGGCUCUGAUGAGCCAGGUACAGCUGCCUGCCCUAAUGGCAGCUUCCACUGCACCAAUGCUGGCUUCAGAUCCACCUUCAUCCCUUCUUCACGCAUCAAUGAUGGCAUCUGUGACUGCUGUGACACGACGGAUGAGUACAACAGCGGUGCUACAUGUCAGAACACCUGCAGGGAUUUGGGCCGCUUGGAGAAGGAGAGCCUGCAGAAGCUAGCUGAGGUGGCUAAGGAAGGUUUUCUGCUCAAGCAGCAACUGAUACAUGAAGCCAAAAAGGGCCAAGAGGAAAAACAGGACAAGGUGAAAGAGCUUCAGAUCAAAAAGAAGGAGUCUGAGGAGAAGUUGGAGGCUUAUAGAACAGUGAAGGAAACUGCAGAACAACCAGAAAAAGAAGCUAAAGAACGCCACCUAAAGGCCUGGGAUGAACAGAAAGAGCUUGUUCGCAUGGAGAAGGACAAGGCAAGGAUGGCCGAGGCUUUCCUGGAGCUGGAUGAUGAUGCAGACGGCUACGUUUCUGUGGCUGAGCUUCAGUCCCACCCAGAGCUUGACCCAGAUUCCGAUGGCACUCUGACAGAAGCAGAAGCCCAGGAGUUGCUGGGGGCAACCGACAGGGUGGACACGGCGGUGUUUGAGAUGACGUGGAGCAGAAUCCAAGACAAAUACAUAUCAGAGGCAGACAGCCAGGCACCAGUGGAACCCCCCCAGGAGGAGGCGAGGGAGCCUGUCCCCGAAAGCGAAUCUGACUCCUACCCCGAGGAAGACGUCGGCGAAGAGGAGGACGAGGACGAGGACGAGGAAGACGACGAGCCCGAGGAUGAAGAUAGCAAGAUACCUCCCACCCCAACGACUUCAGAGAAGAAGGAGGAUGACGACCAGGUCUCCAUGCCACCCUAUGAUCCAGUGACACAGAGCCUGAUUGAUGCUGCACAGAAAUCCCGGGACGAGUUUGACGAAGCCGAACGAGCACUCCGUGAGAUCGACGAUCAAAUCAAGAAUCUGGAGAAGGAGAUCUCUUUUGACUUUGGCCCCAGUGCAGAGUUUGCUUACCUCUACAGCCAGUGCUACGAAUUGAGUACUAGCGAGUACACUUACAGACUGUGUCCUUUUAAUCGAGUGACACAGAAACCCAAGUUUGGGGGAUCGGAGACCAACCUCGGCUCUUGGGGCACUUGGGCAGGGCCCGAGGGCAACAUCUACUCUCUGAUGAAGUAUGAUCAUGGGACAGGCUGCUGGCAGGGCCCCAACAGAUCCACCACAGUGAAGCUGACCUGUGGGAAGGAGACGGUGGUGACGUCCACCUCGGAGCCCAGUCGCUGUGAGUAUCUAAUGGAGUUCACCACGCCCGCCGUGUGCCAGGAGCCGCCCGGCGCGGACUCGCCCCUCCACGACCACGAGGAGCUGUAGGCAGCCUAGAGCGGUUGUUGUUUUGGGACCACAUUGGGGACAGCCCCCCCCCCCCCCCCCCCCCCCCCCCCC
Messenger RNA from Hypomesus transpacificus, 2080 nucleotides. RefSeq names its product protein kinase C substrate 80K-H (gene prkcsh). Gene Ontology annotation, biological process: liver development; N-glycan processing. The record is from RefSeq and is a predicted model, not a curated record. The transcript is spliced from 17 exons. NCBI's taxonomy places the organism in Eukaryota, Metazoa, Chordata, Actinopteri, Osmeriformes, Osmeridae. The coding region runs from base 416 to 2008 and encodes 530 amino acids. Gene Ontology annotation, cellular component: glucosidase II complex. Gene Ontology annotation, molecular function: calcium ion binding.